CAAGUGAAUAUACUAGUACAUAUGUAUUAGAAAAAUGGAAAAUCUAUGUCGACACAGCGACUUACUAAUUGGUCACGUGACUACGAAAUUCAAUAUGUUUACACUGCUGGUCAAUUAGGGUAGCUAAUCUAACAGCUAACAGCUCGACGCUAAUUCAAACAAACUGAUGACCGCCAGACGUGUUUAUACGGCCUCUCAUUCGUCUCUCAAACGUCGCAAUUUCGUUCAUCCGGUUCCUUGCUUAUUUGGAGUUUCUUGCGCUUGUUGACGAACGGUUGAUAGGCGAGUCUGCUUAUUUUUUUCCACCCAAACACGGUCGCGACCGCAUGCGCACGUGCACCUGUGGGAAACCUUCGACGUCGAACUUGCCAGCCUACGUAGGCGUUGUCUCCGGGCGAGCUGACUGUGUAGCGAGCGCCUCACCCGAUCCCCUAUGAUCCUUGAUAUCAAGACCCGGCACACAACACUCAGUCACCUACACCCAGUCCGAUAUGGAAAGACGUCGGCACCACUCGUCACUCAGCUCCGCCGAAUCCCGCUCAGUCAGCCAUCAGUCUCCUUCAUCUCGCUCGCCUGUCCACAACGGCGACGUCUCCGCGCCCAAUAGCCGCACGCCAAGCACUCACAGUUUCAGUCCGUACGGCAAUGAGUCGGUAAGCUUGCCGUCGUGCCUUCGAAACUCGAUGGCGAGCUCUCAGGCGUCGAGCACGUCGAAUGUCGGCAUAGGCGAGCGGACGUUGAAACGUUUAAGCGUCACGGCGUCGACUCUCGCUCUCCGGAGCGACGAGGACCGCGCGAGAGAGGCGCGGCGACGUUCGUCGGCUCUCGCCUGGGACCGGCUUUUGGACGACGAGCUCGACGGCGUGCCGUGGCGUAGGAGACACCUGGUGCGCUUAUUUGCACGUUGUAUGGACGAGGAGGGCGGCGUUUUUUAUGAUGUGUUAGAGCUAGUGCCGCAGGACGUCCUAGACCGCGUCAGCAGUUUGUUGAGAAGGCCACUAGUGCGGCUAGGAGUCGAGGCGCAACGUUUGGCCUCUCGUUUCCAACGCUGCACUAAACAUGAGGUGCUAACAGCUAUGCGUUUAGUCCUGCCGACGUCGUUAUCUGAAGGAGCAGCUAGUCUUGCUGCUAAGGCCUACUCCCUCUAUGGUGUAUCCAUGCAGAGAUACAGCUUCUCAAAGAGUGCGAGAUGUGAUGUCAGUCUUCCGAUUGGUCGCUUUCAUCGAUGGAUGCUCGAGCAAGAGAUUGCGCCCGUCGUCUCCGAUUGUGCGUCGGUGCACUUGUGUGCUGCCAUGGAGCAUCUCGUCGAAGUGACCUUCAAUCGGUGUGUGCGUGAGUGCGUGGAGGACGGCGAGAGAACUACCCGUGAGGGUCUCGAACAGAGAAUCAGCAGUGAUGCCGAUCUCUGGGCGUUGCUGCAGCCUCAUGCUUACUUGGUGCCGUGCCGAUCCGGUCGAACAUCCAAUUUCCUCUCUGUGUCGAGCUCGAAUUCAUGGGAGUCACCUCAACUGACUGCUAAAUCGGAUAUUACGACGUCCUCGCCUCCUCGAUCGGAUUCGUCAAGGAAUCCGUCUGGGAUGUCGAGAGAGCCUGAUGGAGCGAGUGCAGGGUCAGAGCUUGUGCGCUCGACCAGAGCCGGAAGUCGUCGGAGCUCAAGGGCGUCCCAUCGGCGCCUGGAUGCACAACCACUGGUCGUCACGACGGUUAGGUCAAGAAUCGAGUUGGCGUCGUUGGUCAGUCGUGCUCUGUAUUAUAUACAACAGGGUGCGCAUACGAGUCAGCAUGUCGUGCUCUCGCCUACAUCAAUUGAUGUUUUGUAUUACUACAUGUCAAGUGUGAGAUCAAAACAGCAUGGGAAUGCUGCCGUCCCUCAUGCUACCAGGUCAUCUCCGUUCACUGUGGACGUGAGGGCGCCGGCUUCACUUCCGGCUCUGGGUGAAUGGUUGAGGAUAGCGUUGGUGAUGGUGGAGCAUCGGAAUAUGACGGUUGUAGACGAGGACGAUAUUAGGCAGACGGCGAGGUUGUUGCUACCAGGUGUAGACUGUCCAGCAAGAUCAUUGAGGUUGGAUGAGGCAUUGUGUUCGGCGAGGCAGCUAGACGCCGAGCACUGUGCCAUUCAGUUUCAGCAGGAUCUUGGAUUUCACAUGCUCUUGAGUGGACGGACCGACUUGGUUAGAGAGGCGAUUCCGUUGCUGGGAAAACGCGGUGUGAACUCAUUUAAUAUGCAGGGUCUCUCUCCUCUCAUGUAUGCUGCUGCUAAUGGAGACGAAGCAUUGAUCCAACUUCUUUUACAAGCAAAAGCAAACCCCAAUCUUGCUGUUGCUUCUGGAGGACAAAAAGGAUGGACGGCCGUGACGUUUGCUGUGUUGCAUGGUCACGUACCCGUGUUGAAGAUAUUACUGGAAGGGAAGGCAAACCCGGAAGGUUCGUAUCUCCACAAUCACGAGAACACGACCGACACGCCCCUGCAAUUGGCAUCGUCAGCCGGUCGACUUGAGAUUGUUGGUCUAUUGCUUGCGUUUGGUGCUGAUCCGUUCGUCACGACUCUUCAUAACAAUAUGACAACGACGGCGGCCAAUAGUCAAGGGUGGCAGGGCAGCUGCAACUCGUUUGCUCGUGCCGCUUCUGAUGGCCACAGAAAAGUGUUGAAGAAACUAUUGGCUCAACCACCGCCGUCGACGAGGUCAUGUGACAUGUUGUCUCUGGAAGACAUCUUAGCAGAGGGUUACGUUCAUACUCAAGACAAAGGGCACAGUUUGUCACGAGCCAAAGCGUUACAGGAAGCAAUGUACAUGAGUUCAGAACACGGAUACGUCGACAUCUCAAUGGAGUUACGAAGCCUUGGUAUUCCCUGGAAUCUUCACUGUUGGACAGAAACCGUUGUGGCAGCCGAUCGAGCACGAAAACUGGAUUUGAUUGUCAUGCUGCUGAGAGACUUUGCAUCGUUGAGUCACGAAGAGCUGACGGAGGGAUUUUGCAGAGACGGAUUGCCGAUGUUAUUCUCACUUUUCAGGAAAUACAAUGAUGAUACAUUGUAUCGACAACUUUCUGUAAUGCUCUCAAACUGCUACGGCGACUUGCCACCUCCAAGGCCACAAGAGCUACCGUAUGAGAUGAAUGAUAAUAGAGCGUCGUCUCCAAGAAUAGGUCCGGAGUUUGUCAACAACCCGGAGAUGUCUGAUGUCACGUUUGUGGUCGAAGGGCAGUUAUUCUAUGCCCAUAGAAUCAUUCUCGUUACAGCAUCAAGCAAAUUCAAGGCGAUGCUGUCAGCGAAGUUUCCAGAUGGUUCCAAACCUCGUAUAGAAAUACCAAACAUGAAAUAUGACAUUUUCAAAGUUGUUAUACAAUACAUCUACGAAGGAUCACACAACGAACUGGAACUGACGCCUUCAAACGUUAUGGAAGUGAUUCAAGCUGCAAAUUUCUUUCUACUCGACGGCUUGCAGAGACACUGUGAGGUUUAUAUUAUGGAUUUGAUCAACGUGCAGAACGCUUUGGAACUGUACAGACAUGGAUGGCUGUUUGGCGCCGAAGCUAUGCUCGCCGCUUGCGAGGGUUUCUUCCUGGCCAACAUGCCCGCAAUGAUGGAAGUACCGAAAUUCCGAAAACUCUUCACCUCAGAAGGCGGACAAGACCUGAUCCACGAGCUACGAAUUCAAUUGAGUGAACGAAUCAUGUCACGUCUACAGCAUCCUGGAUCUCCCAUCCGUGGAGACAGUAUGUAACGUGUUUGAUAUUACCAUGUGUGUGUGUGUGUGUGUAUAUAAGACUAUUGAUAUGUUUCUUGGAAGAA
Corticium candelabrum is the source of this 3793-nucleotide messenger RNA. Its product is annotated as ankyrin repeat and BTB/POZ domain-containing protein 3-like. Gene Ontology annotation, molecular function: protein heterodimerization activity. The record is from RefSeq and is a predicted model, not a curated record. The transcript is spliced from 16 exons. Bases 492 to 3725 code for a protein of 1077 amino acids. Lineage: Eukaryota; Metazoa; Porifera; Homoscleromorpha; Homosclerophorida; Plakinidae.